This is a messenger RNA of Lynx canadensis (Canada lynx), 3895 nucleotides long. RefSeq names its product protocadherin gamma-A2-like. The transcript has a single exon. Gene Ontology annotation, molecular function: calcium ion binding. NCBI's taxonomy places the organism in Eukaryota, Metazoa, Chordata, Mammalia, Carnivora, Felidae. Gene Ontology annotation, biological process: homophilic cell-cell adhesion. Gene Ontology annotation, cellular component: plasma membrane. The coding region runs from base 613 to 3159 and encodes 848 amino acids. The record is from RefSeq and is a predicted model, not a curated record.
CUCCAGCAUCAAUCAGGCAUUGGUGUCAGGUAUACAGUAGUGUCUGAUAAUUUUUAAAAUACAGAUGUUGAAGUUAAAUCCUAAGCCAUAAAGCACAGAAAUCCAAAAUGUAUAGCCUUAGAAGAUAAGUUAGCUAAUGUUCUAAAGUUGAUCUUAAUUGCCUUUGAAUAUAAAAUAAGUUGAAGAUAUUUGGAGCAAGGGCAGUGGCAGCCUUGAUUAAUGCCUUUAGUGUUCACUAGGCAUACUUUCCUACCAACUACUAUCAAGGUCACAUUUGUUUACACAUUCUUAUUAAUCCUGAGAAAAAGAUUCCUGACUUGAAAGAGCUACUUCUAAGGUAUGGUAAAACUCUAAGAUUCUUCAAAGCAACUUGAAAGUCACAAAGCUAACAAGCAAGAAAUAACUUGGGUUUGCCUAAGAGGGUGCAGAAAUUACUUAGGCCUCUGAGCGUCGCUGUUGACCACCUAAGAAGUAAAAGGCUGCAACACAUCUAGUCCAACAUUCCGGCUCCCACAACAAAAGGACUGGGUAUUUGGCCCCCAAGCUUCCGGGCGGAAAAAAAAAAAAAUGCAGCAGCCCAAAUUUCUCUCUACAGUGACCUGGGUCCUGUGAAUGCUGAUCCCCACAGACCCUGAGGAAUACAGAGGAAUAAAACUGGAUGCUGGAAGUUGCCUGGGAGAAAAGAUUGCAGCAGAAGAAAUGGCGGCUCUGCAAAAGUUAUCACAACGCGGAAGGCUUCAUCGGCUGUAUUUUCUUUUGGUGGUUUUGUGGGAGGCCGGAGCUGGACAGAUGCACUAUUCUGUGCCAGAAGAGAUUGACAAAGGCUCCUUCGUGGGCGACAUCGCCAAGGACCUGGGGCUGGAGCCCCUGACACUGGCAGAGCGUGGAGUCCGCAUCGUCUCCAGAGGUAGGACGCAGCUCUUUGCUCUGAACCCGCGAAGCGGCAGUUUGGUUACCGCAGGCAGGAUAGACCGAGAGGCGCUCUGUGCUCAGAGCGCGCAGUGCCUGGUGAAUUUUAACAUACUCCUGGAAGACAAAUUUAAUAUUUAUUCAGUAGAAGUGGAAAUAACAGAUAUUAACGAUAAUGCCCCUCGCUUUGGAGUAGAUGAACUAGAGCUAAAAAUCAGUGAAACCACUACGCCAGGAUUCCGAAUUCCUCUAAAGAGUGCGCACGAUGCAGACGUAGGAGAAAACACCCUUCAGAAGUACGAACUGAACCCAAAUGACCACUUUUCCCUGGUUGUGCGAAGCGGAGUGGAUGGGAACAAGUACCCUGAGCUGGUGCUGGAGCUCGCCCUGGACCGCGAAGAGAAGGCUGUUCACCACCUCGUCCUUGUGGCUUUGGAUGGGGGCAGCCCGGUCCGAUCUGGCACCUCCCGCAUCCACGUGACUGUCCUGGAUGUGAACGACAACGCACCUAUAUUUACACAGUCUGAGUACCGUGUAAGUGUUCCUGAGAGUAUUCCCGUAGGUACCCGGAUACUCACAGUCACCGCCACUGACACAGAUGAGGGAUACAAUGCCCAAGUAGCAUAUAUUCAAGAGAAAAAUCCUGGAGAAACCUCAGAGAUAUUUGAGCUUGAGUCGACAUCUGGAGAUAUAACAAUCAUAAAGAGUCUAGAUUAUGAAGAUGCCAAAGUCCAUGAAAUUGAUAUUGAAGCUCAGGAUGGUCCGGGCCUUCGGACCAGAACAAAGGUUAUUGUGACUGUUCUGGAUGUGAAUGACAAUGCUCCAGAAUUUUAUAUGACAUCUUCUACCAGUUCAAUUCCUGAAGGCUCUCCUCCAGGAACCAUAAUUGCACUUUUUAAUGUACAUGACAGAGACUCUGGGCAGAAUGCAUUUAUCACAUGUUCACUCCCAGAGAACCUUCCUUUCAAGUUAGAAAGAUCAGUGGACAAUUACCACCGACUGGUUACAACCAGAGCCCUUGACAGGGAACAGUUUUCCUCUUACAACGUCACUGUGACUGCUAAAGAUGGAGGAAAACCAUCUCUGUCCACGGAUGCUUACAUUACGCUGCAGGUGGCAGACAUUAAUGACAACCCACCCACCUUCCCUCACACGUUCUACUCUGCCUACAUUCCUGAAAACAAUCCCAGGGGUGCUUCCAUCAUUUCUGUGGUGGCCCAUGACCCUGACAGUGACGAUAAUGCCCAUGUAACUUACUCUUUGACUGAAGACACUCUUCAGGAUGCACCCCUGUCCUCUUACAUCUCCAUCAACUCUGACACUGGCAUCCUGUAUGCAUUGCGCUCCUUUGACUAUGAGCAGUUCCAGGAUUUGCACCUGAGGUUGACUGCAUGGGACAAUGGGAACCCACCCCUCAGCAGCAACGUGUCACUGAGUAUAUUCGUGCUGGACCAGAAUGACAACGCACCAGAAAUCCUGUACCCCGCCCUCCCCACCGACGGUUCCACAGGCGUGGAGCUGGCGCCCCGAUCCGCAGAGCCUGGAUACCUGGUGACCAAGGUGGUGGCGGUGGACAGAGACUCUGGCCAGAACGCCUGGCUGUCCUACCGUCUGCUCAAGGCCAGCGAGCCAGGGCUUUUUACGGUGGGGCUGCACACGGGCGAGGUGCGCACUGCACGGGCCCUGCUGGACAGAGAUGCGCUCAAGCAGAGCCUGGUGGUGGUGGUGCAGGACCAUGGCCAGCCCCCUCUCUCGGCCACCGUCACGCUCACCGUGGCGGUAGCUGACAACAUCCCAGACGUCCUGGCCGAUCUGGGCAGCACCAGGACCCCCGCCGACCCAAAUGAUUCUGACCUCACGCUGUACCUGGUAGUGGCGGUGGCUGCUGUCUCCUGCGUCUUCCUCGCCUUUGUCAUCGUACUGCUGGGACUCAGGUUGAGGCGCUGGCACUCAUCCCGUCUGCUCCAGGCUUCAGGAGGCGGGCUGGUGGGCGUGCCCGCCUCUCACUUUGUGGGCGUGGACGGGGUGCGGGCUUUCCUGCAGACCUAUUCCCACGAGGUCUCCCUCACCGCGGACUCCGGGGAGAGUCACGUGAUCUUCCCCCAGCCCAACUAUGCCGACAUGCUCCUCAGCCAGGAGAGCUGUGAGAAAAAGGAUUUUCUAUCAUCACCUCAGUCUUUACUUGAAGACAAAGGAGAAGAAACAUCCAAGGUAAACUCCCUUCACGGUAUACUUAUGAGGCAUUGCUAAAAUAAAUAGAUAUGUUUAUUUACUCCGCUGCCUCCAUUGUUUACCACGUUUUCUGUUUUGCAUAUUUACUUGUGAAUAUAUCCCUUUUAAGGACAUGAGUCCUGGUGAAUUAUUUCUCAGUAGUUCUAAGUGUUUACACCUUCUACGGGGGAAGAGGAGGCUAGAAUCAUUGUAUCAUAAAUUUAAAUCAGGAGUUAGUAUUGGGUGAAUAUUAUAUUUAGGUUAUCAAAGAGCAUUGCAUUAGGAAAUGGUGUAUCUGGUUUCUCAUACUUUCUUUCUCUUCCCUGGGCAAAUCUUCUUGUCUACCUGGAUCAAUAAUUCUUUCUCUAUUAAAAAUAUGAAGAUUGAGGGGCGGCUGGCUGGCUCAGUCGGCAAAGCAUGCUACUCUUGAUCUUGGGGUGGGGAGUUUGAGCUCCAUACGGUGGUAGAGUUUAUUUUAAAAAAAAAAAAGGAAGUCUGAAUUUUAUGUUUACUCAAGUGCUUUAAAAUUCAAGGGUUUUGUUUUAUAUUUUAACCUAUGAAUAAUGAAACACUUUAGUUGUCUAAUGCCUUCACUCAGUUGUAAUAUUUUUCCUUCAGUUUGACAGUGAGGUUCUUCAUUUCAUUUGAUUCAUAUGACCUUCCCUAUUUAAAAUAUGGAAAUUUAGAAAUAUAUAUGUUCACUGUGUCUUAGGAAAGUAUGUCAUGGUAUCUACACGUAAUUAAAAAUCCCACUGACUUUUAAAGUAGCUCUGUG